GUUAAACCCUCUUUAAACAAGUUGGCUCUAGCAAGCAACACAGCAGAGAACAAACUCGAGUAAGAUAAAAACAGAGUAUCCUCGAAAAUGAGAAACUUUUUGAAACAAGUAUUUUUCUUCAUUGCUACAAUUUGUUCUAUGACUAAAGCAAAACCAACUCUCCCUUACGUCUUUUCUACCAAGACGUUAGCGGGUCUUGGGAAAGGAAUUGGUGUUGAGAGAACAGUACACUUAUACUCAAAGAACAGCGCCAAGUAUAUAAGGAUCAAUAAUAACAGCGUAGAUGGCUUUGGUAAUCGUUCAGAUCCGAAUGCUCAACUAGUGCUGGAAUCAGCUGGUUUUAAGGGUCAAGUUCGAAUCAAAUCAUCCGAUGGUAGCCGUUAUUUGUGUAUGUCUGGACACGGUAGCCUUAUGGUAGAGAACAAAAAUCAAGGACAAAGCUUGAAUCGGUGUGUAUUCUAUCAAGUCCAUCAUCCAAAAGGAUACACAGCCUACCGAUCGAAAAUCCAAGCUAACUGGUAUCUUGCGAUCAGAAGGAACGGUGCACCGAAAUCCGCAAAGAAAGUACGGUUCUCACAAAGGGCAGCGCAUUUCAUGGAAUUAAGAUGAUGAGGAUUGGAUGUAUUAACAGCGAUUGCUAUUGGAUGAAAGGAAGGAAAGCAGCGAUUGGUAAUUUAGAAUCGACGAAAUCUUAUUGGCUUUAAAUAGAGUAAGAUGAUAAAAGAAAUACAUCAAAAGUCUGGCAAAUGAAAGUGAAGUAGUGCAAAAGGAAUGUGACAAGAAAAAAAUAUUUCGCUUAAAAAGGUAAUUCACAGGAAACUUUGUUGCAAUAAAAAGCUAAAUAGUUUUUAAAACCUUCCCUGAGUGGGAAGGAAUUUCCAGGGAGUGUCUUGUGUGUUUGAAGAAGGAAGACCCAACCUCACUUUCACAACACCCAAGGCGCUUCCUGGAAAAUAAGGCGCUUCCUGGAAAAUAAGGUCAAUGAAGUUACUAAUCAUGACGUGUCAUGUGUCAAUAUUUUGACUUGAAAGUACGUCAUGGAAUAUACGCAUUUUAUUUAUCUGUUUAAUUUAUCAAGAGAGAAAUAUUUAUUUAUUGCUAUCUAAAAUAUGCUGUCACGCUGAAAUGUCACGGUACCUAACAAUUACUGUUAGCGUGACAAGUAACGCAAGACAGUUCAAUAAAACCAACAUUCGACAUUCGAAACAAGAGGUAUUUUCAAUCAAGUGAAAGCAAAAUUUUAAUUUUAAUUUAUGAAUCUUAAAAUAUUUUAAUAGAUUUUAAUGAAAUAUGAUAUAUAUUAUCAUGAU
Molecule: messenger RNA, 1310 nt
Organism: Actinia tenebrosa (Australian red waratah sea anemone)
Lineage: Eukaryota; Metazoa; Cnidaria; Anthozoa; Actiniaria; Actiniidae
Product: fibroblast growth factor 8-like
Molecular function (GO): growth factor activity
Source: RefSeq, a predicted model, not a curated record